AUAACAACCACAUGUAAAUAGCAUUGGGAACCAUCUUGUGAGUGUUGGAAGUGAAAAAUAGUGCAUGUGCUAAAUAAUACCGAUAGUUCGCUAUUCUGUCGGCUAAUCAAGAAACAUGCCUGGCAGUGCAAUCUCAGCGGUGGAAAGUCACACUUCUUCAGCGUCAUCAAGAAGAGGUAAAACUAAGAACUACAGAACUGUAAGCAACCAUUCACAAAUAGACGAGUCUUUAUUCGGCGCCCCAAAUCAUGUCGGCAAACGUCAGGAAAUGCUGCAGGACAAAUGGAAUAACAACCAAGAAGUAACCAUUGAACAGAUGGCAAGAGAAAGGAGUGCAAAAAGGAAACAUAGCAAUGGGAAGAAGGGAAAAGAAACUGUUCAAGUGAUUACAAAAGACUUAAUCAGAAAUUUAAUAGUUCCCACAGAGGACCCAUCAGGCCAGACCAUGAUUCUUCAACGAUAUGAUUUCUACAGAAUACUGAAGUCAGCAGAAGUGUUAACAAAAGAGCAAAAAUUAUCCGAGUUAAUCCGCAUAAAGGAAGAAAAACUCCGCGAGCAGGAGGAAUGCCAAAGACGUAAAAAUGAAAUGAAGGAAUAUGAUAUGGAUCGAAGGAAAAAUGAGAAACUGAACGAUCUAGAGGAGGAGGCGAAAGAGAAUGCAGAACAUCUACUGUCCAAAGCUAACGAGAUGCGACAGGAACAGGAGGAUGAGAUCAAACACCUUAAUGAGUUGAUUCUGAACGCUAAGUGCCAUGCCAUCAGGGAUGCCCAGAUCCUGGAGAAACACCAGAUCAAGGGAGAGAUGAUCAGCGAAGAAAAGCGUUUGGACUCCAUGAUGGAGGUUGAUCGACAGAAUGCAAUCAAGAUCCAGGAGGAGAUUGAGAAUCAGAGAAAGGGUGAACGCUAUCUUGGAGCAGCCAAACUUCUCGACCAGAUUCAGGAAAAUGAACAAGAACGUCUCUUUGAGCUGGAGAGGAAGGACAUGGAAAAUGUACAGAUGCAGAAAUGCAUUGAAAAGAUGAUGGAGGAAGAUAAGACCAGCCUUGAGAAGCAUAAAAUUAAACAGACUGAUCUAAGGGAGGAACUAAACAAAGCCAAUGAUGAGAUGAUAAUCCGAAAGACUCUCAGAGCAGAACAGGAAAGAGCAGAGGAGGAGAAGGUCGUUGAGUACAUGAAAAAGAAAGCUGAGAGAGAGGCUGCAUUUGAGAAGGAACAAGAACGUAUCAGGAUAGAGAAGGAAAAAGAGACAUCCCGACUACGAGCCCUUCAGGAACGUGCCAGGGACGAACAAGCAGAACGGGAUAUGCUGCGAGCCAAGCGCGCCCAGGAACAGACAGAGAGAGAAUGGAGAAAGAAGGAGGCUGAGGAACAGCGCAAAAAGGCUGAAACAGAAGCCAUGUUGAUUGAAGCACGUGGCAUACAGAUGCACCAGAAAGAACACUUCCUGGCAGUCCAGGCACAAAGGGAGCGCGUCGAGUUCGAGAGAGUUCUUCGGGCCCAGAAGGAGCUUGUCGAGAAGGAACGUCGCGAGGAGUUUGAAUCUACCAAGAAACGUCAUGCCCAUGCCGAUGAUGUACGGUAUCAGAUUCGCCAGAAGGAAACGCAGCGCGUCAUGGAGCGUAAUGCAUUCUUUGAGGAGGGUGUUAAGUUGGACGAGGAAGCUCGUGCCCGACGAAACAAGUUAGAGGAAGUUAAGAGGAAGAAACUUGGAGAGUUGAGAAAUGCAGGAAUUCCAGAAAAGUAUUUGUCACAAGUGGAAAGAAAGAUCAUCUCAUCCCAGCAAAUCAGUGCUUGAUGAACACCUUUCAAACUGUCAAAAUUACAAACCUUUUCAGGAUCAAGAUUAAACUAUUCUUGGAAUCCAUGGCAUUGAAAUUUAAAAUAUUAUUUAAAUUCAUGCAAUGAGAGGCUAACAUUUAAAAUGAGAAGAAGAUGAAAGUAGCCCAAUAGAGUUCAAUUCUGUUUAUUUCAAGCAUGGAGCCGACAAAACACUUUAAAUAAAAUCCUGAUCCACGAACCUGGGUAUGUUGUGUUAUGAUGAUGGUGAAAUAAAAGGAUUUGAUGAAAAUGAAGAAACAUAAAAUGAACAUUGAUAGUGUUCAAUAUUAAGGCUUUUUCUUUGAAAGAGUUCAUUUAAGAAGUAUUUUUACGUUAUUGUGUGUAUGAAAAUGAUUCCUCAUUGCUCUAACAGUGUAAAGUGUUAGGUUUUAUGUCUAAAUAUUACAAAAUGUUUUUGAAGCCGUCCAGCAUCAUUCUAUGUUUACGCCAUUUUUCAGUAAGUUCAUUGUGAAUAUCAUAAUUUUGUAUUGUCAUUUUCUUCCCAAACCAAAUACUUCCUACAUUUUUCAGCAGACCGUCAAUACUUUCAACUGAUAAUUAAUGGAAUCUGACAUUUAUUUAUUUUUUUAGGUUGAUUUGAAAUAUUCGGAUUGACAUUUUUUGGCCAAUAAAUCGUAAACUCAGCUUUUUUUUAAUUUUUAAGAGACGAUAUGGCCAGAAUAGUUUACUUAAUGUUGAAUUUUUGUUCUUGUUUUUUUUUAGAGCACACUAUUUUGGGCUGUAUCCAAGUGCGUUGAAACUGUGAUAUAUAUAUUUACUGUACAUUGUACUGUUUAAUUUUAUCGUCAUGUGAUAAUUAGUUAAAGUCAGACUAGUGUGCUCAGUUCUCAUAGUACUACAUAACAUUUAAAAAAACAAAUCACUGGCAAAUAUGUUCAAACAAGUAUUCUAUAAUAAUAUACAAUACAUUCGACCUUGUGAAUACUACUAGCAAGUGGAGUAAUUUUAUCUCAUUUGCAAUCAUAUUAAAAUAGAAACUAAUAAACACAGUGUGUUUUGAGUUUGUUUUUUAAAUCAUUCACAUAAAUUUAUAUCAGAUAAGUCAAAAAUGUUUCUUUCUCAGGUUUUCUCAAAAUGUUCUGUCCAGGUUGUUUAUGAUAUACACAGUACAGAUAUGAACUAUUGGAAAAUUUUGAUGCUAAAACUGAAAAAAAAGCUUGUAAAUGUUCAAUUUGGAAAUAAAAUAUUUUGUAUAUGGCAUCAAAUCUUUAAAUUUCAGUAUCUGGGUUUUCAUUUUUAAUAGUUGAAUUAAUUGUAGACAGUUAUAUCACUUAUAAAUAUGUGUUGACAUUCAAGAUGUUGAAUAUAAUUAAAGAAUAGAUUACUAGUUUUUAUUGAAGACAUAGAAGAAUGCUCUAAAUAUUGCCACUGUGUCAUAUUUUAAUCCAAUGUGGGUAUUUCCACUUUUUGUUGGAGAAUAUUGACAAUGCAGUCAGUGCUUGGUAAAAUGUGAUGGGUGUUUGUUCUGAAUGACAAAGUGCAGCCUCAGCAGCCUUGGUUUCACAUUAAUGAUACAAUGUAAAUAUCCUGUCUGUAAAAAAUUGAAUAAAUAACUAUUUAUUAUAUCAAC
Molecule: messenger RNA, 3409 nt
Organism: Mizuhopecten yessoensis (Yesso scallop)
Lineage: Eukaryota; Metazoa; Mollusca; Bivalvia; Pectinida; Pectinidae
Product: cilia- and flagella-associated protein 45-like
Exons: 9
Coding region: 116-1795 (559 amino acids)
Source: RefSeq, a predicted model, not a curated record